Molecule: messenger RNA, 2949 nt
Organism: Penicillium maclennaniae
Lineage: Eukaryota; Fungi; Ascomycota; Eurotiomycetes; Eurotiales; Aspergillaceae
Product: Hsp70 family protein
Exons: 1
Coding region: 1-2949 (982 amino acids)
Biological process (GO): endoplasmic reticulum unfolded protein response; negative regulation of hypoxia-induced intrinsic apoptotic signaling pathway; cellular response to hypoxia
Cellular component (GO): endoplasmic reticulum chaperone complex
Molecular function (GO): ATP binding; ATP-dependent protein folding chaperone
Source: RefSeq, a predicted model, not a curated record
AUGGCUCUUCCGGGCCGCGGACGGUUACCAACCUCUCCAUUCCUCUCCCUCGUCAUUCUCCCCUUCUUGAUUUUCCUGAUCGGCUUCGCUGGACAAGCUUCCGCUGCCGGAUCUGCGGUCAUUGGCCUCGAUGUCGGCACUGAAUACUUGAAAGCCGCACUCGUCAAACCGGGCAUUCCCCUCGAAAUCGUUCUGUCCAAGGAUUCAAAGCGCAAGGAGUCAGCAGCCAUCGCCUUCAAGCCGACACGAGACACAAGCGCGCCCUUCCCUGAGCGGUUCUACGGUGGUAACGCCCUUGCCUUGGCAGCUCGGUACCCGGAUGACGUCUAUUGCAAUCUGAAGACCCUUCUGGGUGUCCCUUUCAACGACGCAAACGAUGAGACUGUCAAGGCCUACUGGAGCCGGUAUCCAGCCUUGAAGCUUGAAAGUGCCCCCGAUGGCCGGGGCUCUGUCGCCAUGCGCAGUGAUCGACUUGGAGAGGCAGAGAAGAAGGAUGCAUUUUUGGUCGAGGAGAUCCUGGCCAUGCAAUUGAAGGAGGUCAAGUCCAACGCCGACGAACUCGCUGGCAAGGGAUCGGAUAUCCGUGAUGUCGUCCUCACCUAUCCUGCUUUCUACACCGCGGACGAGAAAAGGAGUCUCACGCUGGCAGCGGAACUGGCUGGUCUGAACAUCGAGGCCUUUGUUAGCGAUGGAUUGGCUGUUGGAUUGAACUACGCCACUUCCCGGAAGUUCCCCAGUGUUUCGGAUGGAGAGAAACCCGAGUACCACAUUAUUUUUGAUAUGGGUGCUGGAUCUACUACUGCCAGCGUCCUGCGCUUCCAAAGUCGCCAGGUCAAGGAUAUCGGCAAGUUUAACAAGACUGUCCAGGAGAUCCACGUUUUGGGAGCUGGCUGGGACAAAACCCUUGGUGGCGAUUCUUUGAACGAUCUUAUUGUCAACGACAUGGUGGAGAAGCUAGUCGACGACAAGAAGCUCAAGGGCAAGGUUACCGCCGGAGAAGUCAAAGCUCAUGGUAAGACCAUGGCCAGACUUUGGAAGGAUGCCGAAAAGGCCCGGCAAGUUCUGAGUGCCAACACCGAGACCUCUACCAGCUUCGAGGGUCUGUAUGAUGAGGAAUUGAACUUCAAGUACAAGAUCAGCCGUGCCACUUUUGAAAAGCUGGCUGCGCAGCACAUUGCUCGCAUCGGUACUCCUUUGAAGGAGUCUCUGGCGGCCGCCGGUCUCAAGAUGGAUGAUAUCGACUCUGUUGUUUUGCACGGAGGAGCUAUCCGGACUCCUUUCGUCCAGAAGGAGCUCGAGAAGGUCCUGGGCUCAUCCAAGAAGCUCCGUACCAAUGUCAACGCUGAUGAGGCGGCUGUAUUUGGUGCUGCCUUCAAGGGUGCUGCCCUUAGCCCCAAUUUCCGCGUCAAGGACAUCCGCGCUCACGAUGCGGCUUCGUACCCUGUCAUGCUCAAGUGGAACUCGGAUGGUAAGGAUCGCAACCAGAAAUUAUUCACCGCCACUUCUCAGGUUGGCCCCGAGAAGCAGGUAACCGUGAAGAACCUGGAUGACUUUGAGUUCAGCUUCUACCAACAGGUUGACCAGAGUGGAGACAACCGCUCCGUCCUUAGCGUCGAGACUCUGAACCUUACUGCAUCGGCAAACAAGCUUAAGGAGUCCUUUGGCUGCGCGGCUGCCAACAUCACCACCAAGUUCGCUAUUCGUCUCAACCCUGUCAAUGGUCUCCCCGAAGUCACCAGUGGCAACGUGAGCUGCGAAGUCGAGGCCGAGAAGAAGGGCAUUGUCGAUGACGUCAAGGGCUUCUUUGGCCUCGGCUCCAAAAAGGGAGACCAGCAGCCUCUUGGAGAGGACGGCGAGCCAAGCGAGUCGAUCAACCUCGAGGCUGAGGCUGAGUCCUCGACUUCCUCUUCCGCCAGCGCUUCUACCACCGCCACCGCCAAGGAUACUGUGAAGACGUCCGGACAGACCAAACUUGAGAUCAUUCCCAUCAGCUUGAAGUCGAUACCACUUGGAACUAAGGCUCCAUCUGUAUCCGAGCUAGGUCGCAUCCGCGGUCGUUUGGCGGCUUUCGACGCCUCUGACCGCGAUCGUAUUCUCCGCGAGGAGGCUCUCAAUGAGCUAGAGGCCUUCAUCUAUCGCAGUCGGGAUCUCGCGGACAACGAAGAGUUCAUCAAAGCUGUCAAGAGUGAUGACUUGGCCAUCCUCCAGGACAAGAUUGCCAAGGCUAGCGACUGGCUCUAUGAGGAUAGCGACAAUGCUAAGACGGUGGAGUUCCAGUCCAAGCUGAAGGAUCUGAAGGCCAUCGUCAACCCUGCACUCAAGCGCAUGAAGGAAUCUACCGACCGUCCGGCGCGUAUUGAGCUUCUCCAGGACAUGCUCAAGAACGCCGAGUCCAUGAAGCAGCUGAUCGAGGGUCAAAUCGCCUCUGACGAGGCGAGCUACUCAUCCUCCCUCUCCGCGUCAAGCACCUCAACCACCGAGUCCGAGACCAGCUCUUCUACUACCGAAACCCCGGUCGCUUCUGCUGACGAGAUGGAUGAACUCGACGACGACUCUUACUCGGCCUCAUCUUCAAAGACCACCACCACCGCCAAGCCGGCCGCUAGUUCCAAGCCCACUGGGCCCAAGUACACUCUCUUCAACCCUACCGACCUUGCCUCCCUGACCCAGGCCUAUGAGUCCACCAAGCCCUGGCUCGAGGCUCAGCUCGCUCUCCAAGAGAAGCUCACCAGCUCGGAUGACCCCGCUCUGACUGUUGUGGAUAUCGACUCCCGUCUGCGUGAGUUCGAGCGCAUACUUAACCGCAUGUAUGAGCGCAUGACUGCCGCGGCCGGCAAGCAGUCCAAGAAAAAUAGCAGUAAGAAAAGCAAGAAGGAUAAGUCCGAGGCUGAUAAGAGCAAGGGCAAGGAGGAGAAAGCCCAAGACGAUACUCGCAAGGAUGAGCUUUAA